Sardina pilchardus (European sardine) is the source of this 6734-nucleotide messenger RNA. It is a transcript of the gene slc16a2, whose product is annotated as solute carrier family 16 member 2. The transcript has 7 exons. Gene Ontology annotation, biological process: transmembrane transport. Gene Ontology annotation, cellular component: membrane. The record is from RefSeq and is a predicted model, not a curated record. NCBI's taxonomy places the organism in Eukaryota, Metazoa, Chordata, Actinopteri, Clupeiformes, Clupeidae. Gene Ontology annotation, molecular function: thyroid hormone transmembrane transporter activity; monocarboxylic acid transmembrane transporter activity. The coding region runs from base 779 to 2491 and encodes 570 amino acids.
CGAACGAUGAACGAGGAGGUCAUUUGUGGCUCACGCUACUAACGUCAUCAAUUUGCUUGGCGCUUCGCUUCCUUGUACGAAGCCAAUAGCAUGAGUGCCGAGAGAAAUAGGGGCCGGUCUGGUCUCUGACAUCCGAUUCUUUCCCUAAUCCUGUGCUGCUGGAGGAAUUUUAAAUCCGCUUUCCAACCUGCCAUAGGAACUGUGAGUGCGCGGAGGCGGAGGGCAAAUCUGUUGAAUUGGGGUUGUUUGGUUACUUUACGUGUGGACAUUGAUCUGUGAGAUCCAACCAUGACUAAUUUAACGGGGAGUCUCUCUGUGUAGCCUAGUAUAUAUAAAUAUUAAACAAAUGAAAGAGGAGGAGUCGGUUGUCGUUUGUUUAUGGAUAAAGGGAUGCAGGGCGCAUUUACAAAGGGGACCGGAGCCACUUGGAGAUGGGACUAAACGCCGCCAGACCUUGCGCAAGUUGAUUUUUUGCACCGCGCAAACUCAACAUAGGCUAAGAGAUUCUUGCUCUUGAAAAGCAUUUAUCUCCGCGUAGUUUGGAGGCGCAACAUGACAGAUACGACUGGAGACCUGUCACAAUAUUUUUUUAUGCAAAUCACUACAUUUUAAUUAAGUUAUCUCCAGAUCAUAUUUGGGACACAACUUUCCUUUGCAGAACAGAGAUUUGGACCUUGAAGCUCGUUGUUCCGCUCAGAUUUACCACGGAUGAAAAGGCAGCCACAUAUCAAGCUAUUUUUGUACGCGUGAGUCGGCAACUGCAUCCUUUCUGCAAAGGAUGCACCCAGAAAACAACAGUAACUCGUCGGAGAAUGUGCCAACAGGCGCCGGUGGUCCUGCCCACGAGAGGGCUGAGGUGAACGGACUGGACCAGGCAGAGGUAUCAAAUUGCGAGCUGCAGGCUGGGCAGCGUGAUCAGUCUGUCCAGAGUACUAUGGAGCAUAAGGAGGCAGUCCAUGUCCCAGACAAACUCGAGGAGGUGAAUCAGUGCUGUGAGGGGAGUGAGAGUAAAAAUGCCCCGGAGGACAGCACGGCACAACUCAUCGAAACAGGAUGUACCGACAAAAGGCCACUCUCGCCAGAGACCGGUCAGGCGCCAAGUGCCAUGCCAGGCUCGGACUUCGUGCCCCCCGAGGGUGGAUUCGGCUGGUUGGUGGUCUUCGCUGCUACCUGGUGCAACGGGUCCAUCUUCGGCAUACAAAACUCCUUUGGCAUUCUCCACUCUAUGUUGGUAAAAGAGCAUGUGGACCCCGAUGACAAAGCAUCGCAGUUUAAAGUAGCAUGGGUCGGAGCGCUGGCCAUGGGAAUGAUCUUCUUCUGCUCUCCUGUCGUGAGCAUGUUCACAGACCACUUUGGCUGCAGGAAGACAGCGGUGGGGGGCGCGUUUGUGGCCUUCCUUGGGCUGCUCGCCACUUCGUUUGCAAGCUCCCUCGUCCUCCGCUACUUCACCUACGGGAUCCUCUUCGGCUGCGGCUCGUCCUUCGCCUUCCAGCCGUCGCUGGUCAUCCUCGGCCACUACUUCCGCCGGCGGCUGGGCCUGGCCAACGGCGUGGUGACGGGCUGCAGCAGCCUCUUCUCCAUGGGCCUGCCGGUGCUCCUGAAGAUGGUGGCCGAGCCCCUGGGCCUGCCCGCCACCUUCCGGAUCCUCAGCGUCUUCAUGCUGGUGCAGGCGCUGCUGGCGCUGACCUUCCGCCCGCUCCUGCCCUGCCGGGGCAGCGGGCCGAUGGGGUCGCCCGGAGGAGGGGCGGCGGGCGGCGGAAGCAGGUGGCGGCGGGCACUGUCCGCGGUGAAGGCCUUCUUCAACCUGCGAGUGUUCCGCAUCGUCACGUACCGCGUGUGGGCGUUCGGCGUCGCCACCGCAGUGCUCGGCUACUUCGUGCCGUACGUUCAUCUGAUACAGUUUGUGGAGGAGCGGUUCCCGAAUUCGGGGAAAGACUGGAUUCUUCUGGUAUGCAUCGGUGCCUCGUCGGGAGUUGGACGGCUCAUCUUCGGGAAAGUGGGAGACCUCAUUCCGGGGGUAAAGAAGAUAUACAUGCAGGUGGCGUCCUUCAUGGUGCUGGGCCUGAUGUCCAUGAUGAUCCCGCAGUGCCGCGUGUUCGAGGGCCUGGCGACGGUGUGUGUGUUCCUGGGGCUCUGCGACGGCUGCUUCAUCACCAUCAUGGCGCCCAUCGCCUUCGAGCUUGUGGGGCCCAUGCAGGCCUCGCAGGCCAUUGGCUAUCUGCUCGGACUCAUGGCUAUCCCCAUGACUGCUGGCCCUCCCAUAGCCGGUCUCCUGCACGACUACUUUGGCAACUACCAAGUGGCGUUCUACCUAGCUGGCGUGCCGCCCAUCGUCGGCGGGAUGGUGCUGUUCUGCGUGCCCCUGGUCUACCAGCGCAUGGCAAGGGCACAGAAGAAGGAGCAGGUGGACCCCAGCGCCGACAAGAUGCUCAAAAACUGCUCCAACGGAGACAUGCUCCCGGGCUUCACCGACAUGGAGACCCACAUCUGAGAGCUCCUUCCUGCCAAGCAAAGUCCAGAGGGAUUCUGUUCACCAGCACAUACUCAACUGUGACCUGCAAGAGUCUCCGAAACCAUGGCAACUAUGCUUUCGUAGUUUGUCACAGAACUGUCAACAAAGUUACUACAAUCCAGGAGGUGUUCACAGGAGAAGAAAUGCUGUUGCUUCAAAGCCCUUCAUUGUCCUUGAGAAUGCCUUCACACCGUCCCAAACAACCCCUGUGUCCCAUAUGAUGUGACAUAUUAACUGAAAGAGGAAGUUUGAUAGUGUGUUUGUGUGUGUGUGUGUUUGUGUGCGGAGGGCUAUAGGUAGGAUAUAUGGUAGACCCAGAAGGAGUCAGCAUAUGUUGGCAUGAUGGUGCUCAGUCAUACCCAGUCAUUUCGUUUAAUGAACUCAUAGCAUAAAUUCUCUCCAGUCAAAGAACAAAUGUUUUGUUGGUUGAAAAUACUUGGACUGGACUAUAAAUACAGUGGGCUGGAGUAGAUGCCUUUUUAACAGGAACUGGGUGUUGUUUUCUGCAUAUGGCUUUGACUAAGCAUUAAUUUCCUUUUAUCAUAUGCAAAAUAUUGUUGUGGGUAAGAUCCAACUGGCAGUUAUUGAGGGACUACUCCAUAACUGAUUACUUCCUUGUAAAAAAGCCUUUUUUUAAAAGCGUGUUUUCAUUUAUGUUCUAUUUUUCUGUCUGUUCUCUACCAAGUUAAAUUUGUAAAAUGCUUCAAAUUUAUUUUGUAUAACAAUAUUUUGGUGACAAAUCGAGAAAAGCAACACAUGUUUUUAUAUAUGCAUAAGUUAGUUUUAAUACAUCUUUAAUUACUUACAAAAUCAGUCUCAAAUCCAACGUAUGCCACUAUGCAUACAUCAAUAUGCAGUAGUUUUGCAGUCUGUGCCAUUGGCUACAUGUCCAUUUGACCACUAUGUUGGAAAAAAUACAUAGUGUCAAUGGAAUAUGUAGAGCCUUAAUUCCCUCUGUAUUAGUAGUACUUCUCUCCCCCAUUAUAUUACAUACAUUUGGCAGUGUAUGAUAGGAAGCAUCUCUCCUCGUAUGAUUUGUAUAAUGAUUUUUGGCUUCAGAUUUGUAUUGAUUUUCUUUAUAUGCAUGUAGGACACUGACUCGUAGAAAUGUGAAACGUAGAAAUGUUCUUUUAAUGAUUUUAUUUUUCUUGUUCCGUGUAAAUAACGGCCCCAAAGGUCCUCUGUGUGAAUCAUAGCAAGCAGUGGUGAUGAGACGGAGCAAAGAUCAGAUAUUGAUAUGGUGGAUGGUUGUGUGAAAACAUCCUUUUUAAAUCUGUGUGGUUGUUUGUUUGUUUGUUUGUUUGUUUGUUUGUUUUUCUUUUGUUUAUUUGGCAAAACAGACAGUGCAGUGCUUGUUAUCUUCUGGUUGAAGAAAUACCUGGCAAACUAAUUAAACACCAAGCCACACCGGGUGCGUAACUGAAGCGUUCCAUUCGUGACACGUAAAAUCCAUUUAAGAAGACUAGUCUAUAUUUUUUAACAUACGUGCCGUAGUCAAAACCCAUUUAAGAACACUAGACUAUUUUUGAACGUACGUGCGGCUGUCACGUCUGGUGUAGCGACUUCCAUUGAUUAUAGUGGAAGGUAAUUGUUGCGAUGCAACGUGAAUGGAACGCUGCAGUUACGCACCCGGUGUAUUUCCCCUGUAAGACUAAACAGUUGUUUAUGAAGGAUAAUGGCACACAUGCAUAGCACUGAUAUUCUCACUCAGCACCAUAUUAUGGUAUGCGGCUAUGUUUUGAGAAACACACAGUGUAAACACGUGCCCCCUUCAGUUUUCAGUGAAACUUCAAAAGAUUAUCAUUGUAAUUCCGUCAUGUUUUCCAGGGAAAACGACAGCAACCCCUUGCCUACUGUAGUUCUGACAAAGAUUAAGCUUGUGCCAGUUACAAUGACUGUGAACAAAUCGUCUUUGCUCGAUUCAUUGACCUCAGUAAAAAGAAGUAGGCAAGGCAACUACAGUAGUUUUCUAAUUGACAUCUUCUGGGCUUUAUAUGUUUUUUUAAUAUUGGGCAUGCUUUUCCUUUGGAGUCAGUAUAGUCUAAACAACAUCGCCUCACGCGGGCCAGUGCUUAGGAAUCCCUUUUUAGACGGAGUGAUACGGCACUGUCCCCUCACCGUAUAUGGACCAUUUACCUCUCCUGACACUUACUUCCUGUCUUCUGUGAUAGUACCUUGAAUAGGUGUGUGUAGGAGUAUUUUCAAGGUCAGAACAUACCUCAACUGCCCGUCUCCUCUAGGUGAAGUCAAGAUAACGUUCUUUUCUCUCUCUCACACACACACACACACACACACACACACACACACACACAUUUUCUCUCUCUCUUUUCUCAAAUGCCGUUGCACUUAUCUCUAUCUCCCACAAAAGGCAGAAUUUCACGUUUCAGUCAGACACUUCAAAGAGGGUGGGGAGGGGGUUGUUUGCGUGUGAGAUUCAGAUUUUUGCGUUCGUCUCACUAAGUAGAAUGUCUCAGGAACUCAGGGACUGCUUGUUGGAUAGUUCCAGUUGCUCUGUUACCUUCUCUCUCUUCAGGUCGUUUUUUUCUCCAGUGCUUGCUGUAGCAUUUUUCCUCCCUGUGGGGUCACAGAACAAAUACACGAUAGGAAACGGAGCAUGCUGCUUUCUUGCGGUGUUGGUGUAGAAACACUGUAUAAUCCAGGACCACAAAAAAAUCAACUGUAUGCUGCUUUUUUCUGUUCUCUUUUUUUUAUUCGGGCUUUGCGAAAAACAGCAUACAUGUGCCAUUAAUUGAGUUCAGCUGCCCACAUUCUUGGCUUUGUGUAGCUUGAGCGUAUUUCUUCCGCACUUCCCAAAUCGGUGAUAGAUGGUCUUCCAUGACAUGGUUUAUGUUUUUACCAAAUGUAACUCUACAAGCUGUGUGUGUGUGUGUCUGUCUGUCUGUCUGUGUCUCUGUGUGUCUGUGUGUGGUUUCUGUGUGCGGUGUGUGUGUGUGUGUGUGUGUGUGUGUGUUUGUGUGUGUGUGUGUGUGUGUGUGUGGUUGCUGAUUAAGUGUGAGCAGGACGUGGGGAGAGAGCAAAGGAAGAGAGCAUUUCUGAGUCCUGUGGAGUCUAUGUUUCAGUUCCGUAGAAACCGCUCCCUCUCCAUGCCUCUCUAUGGCCUCCACUUGCUUUUUAAAAAAAAAUCUGCAAAUCUCCAGCAUUCAAAAAUGUUACUGUCAGUUUAUAGGGAUAACACAAAAUCAUCUCACAGCUAUUACCUCAGAAACUGUUGAAAUUUCUCCCUGUAUUUGUAGGGAGUUGCCAUGGCAUUACUUUGGAAUAGGACCCAAUCCAUAAAUGACUGAUAUCACAAUUUUAUUCCACAUAGUGCAUAUAUCAUGUCCACAGUAACAUGCCGAUUGAUGAUGUUCUGGGUGUUAUAUUUUUUAUGUCUUUAGUGACAUGAAUAAUCCUUUACCUCACUUACAGUUUAAAUCUGCCGAAUUAGGAUUUUAUUUUUAUUUUAAUUUUUUUUUGCCAAAGCAGUGUGUUUGUAUCAAUGUAAACUGAUUUUCUUUUUCUCCUGUCAAAUAAUGAAAUUUUAUGACUUUUAUGACAGUGCCUGCAUAGAACAUGCUCUAUCAAUUCUACAGAGGACGAGUGUUUUGUUACACACAAACUAACAUAUACCAGUUUACAUAAUCUUUAUAGAAUCCUCUGGAGCACAGCUCAUAUGCAUCAUAUAUAUAAAUAUAAAUAUAAAGCUUUCUUUAAAUAUGUAUAUUGUAACCAUCCUCCUAGAGGUUGUUGCUGUUAAUCUGAUGAAACAUACUCUAAGAGGUUGCUUGUAAAAUUCUUUUUAAAUGCAGAUGUAAAAUGACAUUUUUUAAAAUACUGUUUUAGGGCCAAGCCUUUUUUUGACAGACUUGAGUAUUUGAAAAGGAAAGUUGAUAACAGUCGUCUAACUCAAGCAAGGAUUUUAUGCCAAGACUUAGAUGUGCUGUGGUUCUCUAUGAACCAGAGUGAAGGAGUUUACUUUUGUUUGUUUCUCUCCGACUGAGUGCUAUCGCUGUGUAUUGUCUGUGCAACUUGGGCACCUCCUCUCCAAACCUCAAUCUUUUGAUAUCAUUUCUAUGUUUCUGAACCCCAUCACAACAAAAAGAAGGAAACCUACACUCAAAGACGUUCUGCUGCUAGGGAUGAGUAAUUUUGUGUUUAUGUGAAUAGUUUUUGAUCCUCAAUAGUAUACUUCUUUUUUUCUAAUAAACCAACAAUAAGCGGA